AUUUUUUUGGGUAAGACCUAUUGAAUGGCCGUUGGCAGCAGCAGCUUAUAGUGCAUAUAUGGACUCUGCUGAAAGUUUGUAACUACUUCCUUAUUGAUCUGAGGCGUAUCGUUCUCCACACGCGACGACGAAUUACGAUGAACUUGCUCGGAAAUCCUAUCCCAUUUGGCCGCAUAUAAUACGUGUACAGAGAUAUUUAAAUAAGAGGGAAUCUUCACCCAAAAGAUCAAUCCUUUUGAGUCCCCUUACCCUCAAUUCAUUACAUAGAAGAAGAGGGGCAAAUUUCUCUCGUCAACCCUCGUAGAAUUUCGACCCAGGCGAAUAGGUUUUACGGUAGGUCAUCGAUGGCGCCUAAUUGGGCUUUCAUUUCCCGAAUCACCCUUCUUCUCCUCCUUGUCGGAGCUAUUGUCACCGCUUGCCUCACUCUCCCCGUCGAUAAGAUAAUGAAGAAUUUUUUACAAUGGAUUCAAGAAGAUCUCGGUCCUUGGGGGCCAAUUGUACUGGCUUUAGCAUAUAUUCCUUUGACUGUUCUUGCUGUUCCAGCUUCGAUUCUUACUGUUGGUGGUGGUUAUCUGUUUGGCUUGCCUGUGGGUUUUGUUGCUGAUUCUAUUGGCUCUACACUUGGUGCAACAGCUGCUUUCCUUGUCGGCAAAACUAUUGGGAGGUCUUUGGUUGUAUCCAAGUUAAAGGAUUAUCCACAGUUUCGUGCAAUUGCCAUCGCAAUUGAUAGAUCAGGCUUUAAGAUUGUGCUACUGCUCCGACUUGUUCCUUUACUUCCAUUCAACAUGUUGAAUUACCUCUUAUCAGUCACUCCGGUUGGGUUGGGAAGUUACACGCUUGCAUCUUGGUUGGGAAUGAUGCCAGUUACUUUUGCAUUAGUAUAUGUCGGAACAACUCUCAAGGAUCUUUCGGAUGUCACACAUGGAUGGCACGAGUUCUCAAAUGCUCGUUGGGCAUUAAUAAUAACAGGCUUCAUGGUAUCUGUGGUACUUCUAAUUUGCGUGGCAAGAGUUGCGAAGAGCGCAUUAAACAAGGCACUGGCUGAGUGCGAAGCUGACAGUAAUCUUCCCUCGUUACCAGUAUCUGAUGCUUCGGAUGUGGCCAGCCAUCUCCAUCAGCCACUCAUAGUAAAGAUAGACGAACAAUCUAAUGAGGACCAUCGUGAAGAUUGAAGCUUUACAUGUAGAUUCUUAGUUUUAUUAUUCUUAAGCAUUUUGUGUAAGCCUUCCCUUUUCUUAACUUGUACAGCUACCUACACUCGAUUUAGUGUGUAUGUAUAGUCUUAUGUAUGGGCUGCAAACCAAACCAUUUCCAUCAAAUGAACAAGUUAACAACACAAAAUGUUUCUUUCUUUA
Molecule: messenger RNA, 1355 nt
Organism: Impatiens glandulifera
Lineage: Eukaryota; Viridiplantae; Streptophyta; Magnoliopsida; Ericales; Balsaminaceae
Product: TVP38/TMEM64 family membrane protein slr0305
Exons: 9
Coding region: 345-1172 (275 amino acids)
Cellular component (GO): membrane
Source: RefSeq, a predicted model, not a curated record